This is a messenger RNA of Blepharisma stoltei, 8766 nucleotides long. NCBI's taxonomy places the organism in Eukaryota, Ciliophora, Heterotrichea, Heterotrichida, Blepharismidae. The record is from the annotation of a GenBank genome assembly.
AUGGUGACCUGGAUUCUUUUUCUGUUCCAGUCAGCGCUUGCAUGUGAUCUUCCAGAUUUGCCGCCUCUUUUAAGCUAUUUCUCACCUUCAUUUGAAAACACUAAACACUUAGAAACCUCAGGAAGAUUUUUAGCUCCUGAAGACAGCUUGACAUGGGAUCUCAAUUUACCAGAAGACUCCUGAAUAAGGUAAUCCAUAUACAGAAUUUCCGCAGAACCUCGCCUUCACGAUCUCAAAAUAUCAAUCCUUAGAUCUUCAGACACUAUUUUAUCCUCACUCUCCCUUUUAAAUUGAAACACAAAAUUCUGUACCAGGCUAAUUUUUCCAAAAUAAAUAUUACAAUAAUUUUUUUUUAUAAUUUAAAAAUUAAAAUAUAAAUUGAACACAAUAUAUUUGAAUUUUAAUUUAUAAUAUGAAGGAUUAAUUCAAAAAAAUUAAACUAUUCAGUGCGAAAACUGUGUUUAAAUAAAUAUUAUACUUGCAUCCUUUCGAUUAAAUCUAUUUUAUAAAAAUUUGUAUUUUUCUUCUAAACAAAUUCAUUGAAAUAAAUUCUUGUUCCAAUUUCAAGGAGGAAUCAAACGCUGUCCAAGAAGAAUUCUUAAUGAUUUCAAAUAAGCUUACAAAAGGAAAUUACUACAUAAUCAUCACAUCCACAAAUGCAAUUAUCACUGACGAAGAAGAUAAGAAAAAUGAUAAAGACUGCAAUCUUCCCAAUCUUUUUUUUAAUAUUGCAAUCCACCCCUACUCAAAUCUGCAAGAGUUACUCCCAAAAUCUUUAGAUAACUAUAUAGAAGGGUUCCCUGACUUAUCUGAUGCCAGUGAUACGCUUGAAGCUUUUGCCCCUUAUACAGGGACUCAUUCUACAUAUCUACUGAAAACAUCAGAUAUUGCACUAGGAGAUUCAAUAAUAAAAACCUUUGAAUUUAAUAAUCCUGAGGUAACUCAAGAUUUAAAAGACAUAGGGCUUACUGGAAUAUGAAAACUCACAUUUUCGCUUCGUAAAAAUUAUUUAGAUUAUGAUUUUCUUACUGGAGGAGGCCUUGGUCUAUUGUUCUCAAAAGCAAAAACAAAUUUCACGAAAUUUUCAAAACUUCAAUGUGUAAAAAAAGGGUCAUGUCUGUUUGGAAGACGAGUUGAUAAAAAUGCAGUCACAGUAUAUUCAGGAUUUGGGGCAGGCAAAUUUGCUGUUACUGUGUUCUAUUAUGGGAUGACACUGGCUGAGCAUGAUAUGUUGGUCUCUAUUGGUGAAAAAAUCCCUUUUUCUCUUCACGUGAAUAUUGAGCCAGUAAUAGAAAGAGAAGACAGGUUUAACUGUGAAGCUGCACAUAUACCAGCAAAUCUGAAUGGUCCUGGGCUUAUGGAUGCAAAUGGGUUUUUAAGAUACUCUGAUAGAGUAAUAGCUGAUUUUCUCAAUAUAAAACAAGUCACUGAGUUUCAAAUAGAAAAAUCAUCUGUGCUAAGAAUUGCUACUGUAGAACCGUCUGGGAUUGAUGUAGAUAUCUUGCUUAAAAACAACCAAGGCAUUGAAAUUGGAAAAAGCAACGCAAUUGGGGAAAGCGAAGGAGUGCUUAAAGAACUCCCUGCAGGAAAAUAUACAAUUGAGUUUGGAGUAUUAAAUAGUGUUAUGGAUGACCCUCGACACAAAUUUUGUGAAACUUUUAUAUUAGAAAUCGGAAUUUCUCCACACGAAGCAGUUAGAGGUCUUUCAGACUUUUUAGGCUUAAAUACAUGUGAGGACAAUACUUCGUUUUUAUCUGAAAAAUUCGCUAAAAUCAGUGAAAGUUUAAAUUCAACGAAGUCAAAAGUUGAUUUAAGCUCAGCGCCUGGAGACUUUUUCAGAGUCCCAUUAAAAUCACUAAUAAAAGGAGAAGAAAUUGUAUUCCAGUCAACUUUUUAUUUGCCAAUUUCUGCAUACUGUUAUUUUGAUAUUUAUUCAGAUUUCGUUAUAAAUGAUUUUACGAUUUCAUUAGAAAAAAGACUGCCGAGGGAAAAUACAGAAAUAAUUAAAGGAGACACAACUGACGCUCUGAAGCUUGGAAAGCAUGAUAGAAGAUCUUUUCAAGGAGAACUCGCUCCAGGAACGUAUAUUUUUAGUAUAAAAUCUGGCCCUACAUCAAAAGAGCUAUCAUAUGCUACUAAUGAAAUUGAAAAUGUUGAAGCUUUUGAUAACUAUAAUGUUUUGCCUCACUGUGGAGCUUUUCAAUUAAGAGGAAAACUAGUAGGAACUAGUGAAACUAAACUGAAAAAAUGGCCAUGUUACCAAGAAGAUGCCCAGCUUUUCCCUCCUACGCUCAAUACACUUGAUAAACUAGGAUUAAAAGAUACCCCAACAGAAUAUUUGCCAGUCACAAAAGUGUUUAUCCCAAAUAUAAUGUCUCCAAAUUCCUAUACCAAUGCUACUAAUGAGAUAGCAUUUUAUUUAAACACAGAAAGCUUUAUUAGGGUUUCAGCAGAAAGUGAAGGCUCACCUAUGAGGGUAUCUCUAAUACUAGGGAAAAGUGAAAUUAUAAGUGAUGGGGCACCUGGAGAAAGAGAUGUCUCUAUAUAUACAUUUAAUCAGAUUUUAAAGCAGCAUCAGAGUUACAGAUUAGUUGUUUCUUAUUACCCAAACUCUAAAGAUGCGUGCCAUACUUAUUCUUUAUUAAUAGAAAUUGCUUCAACUUCAUCUUUAGUAGCUGGGUCUUCUAAAAACUGCAACCAAAAGCUGCCAGGUGGGGAAAUAAUGACAGAGCGUUAUAUUGAAAACACUGGACCAAUCCUAUUUGGUUUCAAUGAUCCUGAAGGGUAUUCUCAGCUAAUAAAUGAGCUUCAAUAUGAGUUUCUGCAGUCCUCAAAACCAUUAAAUAUAGAAAUUCCUUUUAAAAUUACAUCUGAGACCGCCCUUCUUACAGGCCAUAUCCAAUCAGAUUUUCUACAAAGUGGACUUAUUCUGCAAGUCCUUAAAGAUAAAGAAAUUGUAGAAUACGGAAGUUUUGAAGCUUCCCAUAGAUUUGAACUCCCAGCAUUUCCAUUAGCACAAGGAGACUACACAUUAGUAUUAAAAGAAACUGGGAAAUCUUUAUAUAAAUCCUGUGUGAAAUUCUCUACAAGUAUUAUAGUAGAAGACAUGAUGUUAUGGGACGACAUUGAGUCCAUGAUAAGGAAAACUGAAACCUGCUCUUUUAUUGACCAGCCUGGAUCACUUAAUCUGGUAGGGCAGCUCCAAACAGGAAACUUGCACUGGAACAAAGAGCUAGAAUUAGAUGUAUUAGCAGGUGCCAGUCUAUUUGAUUUUGAAAUUGGAGAAGACUCAAUAAUUAGGGUAUUUGUGGUCCCUCAGAAAGAAAUACAAUUUGAAAUAAGUUUAAUGAAGGCUGGAGAUAUUUUUGAAACGAUUCAAAAAGUGACUGUAGAAGAACUUAGUGAUGGGCUGCAUAAAUUAUUGAAACCAGGGAGCUAUUUAUUAGAAAUUAGUUAUUAUAAUGAUGUAGCGUUACCUUCUAUGCGGCUUUGUCCAAGUUUCGAGAUGGACCUACAAAUUAUUACUAUGACAGAGUUCCAAAAAAUUGCAUCAGUUUACCAAUGUUCAGGACCAGCAGCUCUUCCAACCGUUUUUGAUGCGAAAACAGGUAUAAAUGAAGUUAGUAUCAUGCAUAAUUCUCAAGCAAUUGACCAUGUGAUUGCUCUUGACUUUGAAAAAAACAGCGAAUUUGAAGCUAUUAUUUCUUUUGAAAAUGCACUGUCAGGGUUUAUCUCACUUGAGCUGUCUAAUGAAAAUGGAGUAGUUGCAAGAAUACAUUAUAAUGGCGUGGUUAAUCAACCCACCCUCUUAACCCAUGUAUUCGGAUACCCCAAAGGUCUCCGGGACAUUGAGGAAGGGAGGCUGGAGUUCGAUAAGUGCAUCCAGUUAGGUUUUUCUUGGUCUUUGGUGAGCGCAAUGCCGGAUUGACUGACCGCAUACUUUACUUCUAUGCCGAGAUUUUGCCUCAGAGGGAGAUGAAAGGGAGAUGGAUCAGAAGUUGGAAAGGGACUUCCCAGUAGUGUCAAUGGUCUUCGUCUUGACCAUUCGGGGACUAUUACCCAGCAUGAAACCAGGAGUUACGCCUUGGGCUACGGAUUUUCAUUCUAGCCGAGAGUCGGGGUGAGCGUAGCGUUAUGGAAGGGAAUAAGGAUCUUCGGAUCUCAGCAGGGAGCUUUUCUAUAAUCUAAGUAAGUGUAGCUGCGAGGUAGUUGCAAGAUCAAUAGGAAUUGAAAACUAUAGUGAGCUUAUUAUGGAUUUAGAAAAAGGCAGCUAUAUCUUAAAAGUAAUUUCUUCACAUGGCACUGAAAUACCAAAUGCUUGUUGGCCUUUACAAGUAUCAGUUAUGACUUCUGAUAUAACUGCUGACCUUAUCUGCAAUGGAGGCGAAUUGCCACCUUCCCUGACUUCAAAAUAUUCCAGGACCUUUGGAGGGCCUCAAGCUAGAGAUGGAUCUAUUUCUUUUCACGGAGUUUUUAACUCCCCCCCCCCCCCUCCGUGAGCGAACAAAACCAUUAGAAAAAUCGCCAUUUUUUGACCAAAAACCCACCCUCCGUGAGUGAACAAAAAUUUUUUUAAUAGAAAAAAUUUUAAUGGAAAAAAAUUUUGAUAUAUAAGUGAUAAUUAGUAUAAUGAAAUCUAGAGCUAAUUCUGUUUAAUUUUAAACAAAUUGCGUUUUAAAACAUAAAUUUUGCAAAUUAAAUUAAUAUUUGCUUCCAAAUUUUUGCAAAUUAGGAUUUUUUUAAAUUCGAAAAAAAUAUUUUUUAUAAAAAAUUUAUAUAUAAAUUUUUUUUUAAAAAAAAAAAUUAACCCCCCUCCGUGAGCGAACAAAAUUUUUUUUGUUCGCUCACGGAAGGGGGGGGGGGGGAGUAAGAUAAAAGAAGAAGUCAACUCAGAAGUCCUCAAAAUUGCUGCCCCAAAAAGCGGGAUUGCAAGAAUCAUGACUAUUUCUCAUAAUCCUAAAGUUUUCAUUGAAACUGCAGUUUACAAAGAUGCUGAUUUCAGAGACCCUUUAGCAUAUUCUAAAAAUAAAUCAAACAUGGGAAGCUAUAUUUUUAUGAUAAAACCACAGAAAAACCCUUAUUAUUUAUUAAUCACAUAUAUAAAAGACAAAAUCGAGGAAUCCUGCGUAACUUAUGAAAUGAAAAUUGUUAUUGAAACUACUCAAGAAGUCGAAAAUAUUUUGAAAUGCAAAACAAAUGAUCAUGAUCUUGCCAAAAUUUUGCCGAAGACUACUAUUAAUUUUACGAAAGAAAAAGAAAUGUAUGGGUCUGAUAAUUUUGUGAUUUUUGAUAAAUGGAUGAUUGGGGAAAAAAAUAAGUUUCCACCUGGAGUAAUAUAACCUGAGCCUCCUUUUGGCUCAAGAAUACCGACAUCUCCUGAUAUAGGAAGAGGAAUUGGUUACCAGCAAUUGUUGAUAAAACCAACUCCUCAGAUGACAGAUACACUCUGUAUUGGAGAUUUGCCAUCUCGGAAGUUGGUUUUGCCAACAAAUGCUGGUAGAACCAACUCCUUCCAGCAGAUGAAGACCUCGAUAUAACCCGAGCCAGAAGGAGGCUCAGGCUAUAUCAGAUGGGAAUGAAAAUUCGAACUUUAUGUAUGAAAUGACCCUGAAUUUGCCAGCCAAAGCACUAUUGUCAAUUGAGGCUACUUAUGAUUUUUUAACAAAUGAUAUAAGUAUGAUAUUGACAAAAGAUGAUCUCCAGAUAAGUAAAAGUAGAUGGGAAAGCCUUACUGACGAUGAAAUAGGUGAGCUUAUGAACUUUGCAAGUAUUUUAGAAAACGAAGAGCUGGAGCCAGGAGAGUAUAAGCUCCUGCUUAAACAAACAGUAGCUUCUAACCAUUUAGUACAAAGAUACAAAGAUAUUGAUUCAUGCUUUCCUUUUUCCUUUAAUAUAGAGUAUAUCCCUGUGGUAGAAGAAAAAAAGGCUAAAAGCUAUAUGAUAACUUUAGCUGACCCUGGGACUUUGACUCAUCAUAACCCUAACGAAGAUUUAAAUAUUCUUCUUGUUUUUGACGUUCCUAUUGAAAAUCCUAAAGAAAUAGGAAAAUUGGUGACUUUGGAGAGUGACCAAUAUGUAAAGGUGAUAGCUGGAUCAAUGCAAGUGUCUCAAAAUAACCCUAAUAAGCUGAAAUUUAAAUUUGAGGCUGCAAAACUAAGAGAAAGCACGUGCUAUCAGCUAAAAAUUGAUGAUAAAACUAUAACGCCUUCAGGGUUUCAAUUAUUAUCAGAUGGUCUUAGGCACAGCUACUGCACUAUAGGCUGCGUUUGCAAUCCCAAAGUAGGAUAAGGAUUAUUAAAGACAGGGUGCUAGCCAUAUUGGUGAAACAGCCACCAAAGACCUCCGUAUGGGAGGUUCAUCCAUUUUGCGGCAAACUGCUCAGUAAGUCUUGCUGUAACCGGUACAGUUUUCUUCUCCUUGUCUUGUGAUUUCAGUCUUGAGUGGGCAGCUUAUGGAUUUCUGCUACCCUGCAACGGGCGAUUCGGAGUAGCUGAUUUUAGGGAUUGGCUGAUGAGUCUAUCAAGUGUGAGUGCCUUUGCUUGGCAGCUAUAGGAAAAGACUGUUCCCUAUGGCCUUGACCGAAACCCGAUUUCUAGGCUAUGAUGCUCAAAGGUCUGAAUGAAAUUGCUGAGCACCUCCAUUCCAACCACUGGAAAGAAGCCAAAACCUACCCGGAUGCACAUUUCUGAGACUGCACUUAUUUCUCAGCUUGCUGCCAUUUUAAUGUAUGCAAUCCCAAAGCAAAUGCAAUUUGUAACGAAGCAUUAAAAUGCGUCUGCCCAGAACCUUAUACAGGUAUAACUUGCCAUGAGUGCAUUACUAAUUUUUCACCAGUAGACGGAGUCUGUGUUGAAGACAUAAUUGAAAAAUCAGCUUCUAUAUCUGAAAUAACACUGAGCAUUACUUCCCCAAUGAAAAAAGACCAAAUAUUAAAAAUUUUUGUUACCUUCAGCUCAGCGCCUUAUAACUCCCAAAAAGGUAAAAUCACAACCCUUAAAAACAAUAAAGCUAUGAUUGACUCUGUCUAUGUUUUUAAUGAUGUAACUCAACAAAUUGUCAAAGCAAACUCAGCAAUUCCUUUAAAUAAAGGAGAAACUAAGUGGAAACUGGAAUUUGACUCAGAAGAUUUAGCUUAUGGCGCUUCUUAUACAGUUAAAAUUGCCAAAAGCUCGCUAUAUGAUGAUGAAGGAAACGAAUUCCAAGUAAAUGCAUCUUUGCCUCAGUUUAAAGUAGAAGCAAAACCAGAUAAGCCAAUAGGAUUUCAUAAAAACUGUGGACCAAACGGAGCACUUGAUAUAUUAAAUAAUUGUUCCUGCUUUGAAGGAUAUGCAGGCGAUUUAUGUGAAAUUUGUGAUAAAGAUUUCAUAAGAAAUGAGUUUGGUGCAUGUGAGAGAGUUAAAACACCUGAAGUUAUUGAACCAGGCCAACAAGCUGAAUCUGACCCAUCUGCAAUUGUUACUAGCAUUUCGCCUGAAGGUAAGCAAACUAUUACACAAGAAAACUUUUCUGUGUCAAUUGAGCUUUCUCAGCAAGCUUAUACAAGUGAAGGAUUAAUCAUAGACAAGCUUACAAACUCUGACAUAAUUGGCAAAGCUUUUGUACUGAUGAAGCUAAAAUCAAAAAAAUAUUGACUUACUUACUUAAUUAAGAGGUUAAUCGAGGUCCGCUUUGUUAACUCGGUUACCAAGGAUCCCUCCAGGGGAUUCAUCCGCUUUGAGGGACGUCUACUUCCGAUUGCCAGUAAAGCAGGUUGUCUGGCUGUCACCUCCUCCUUGCCAUUUCGCGGUGGCUCCAGUCUUGAGUGGGUGGACUAUAGGUUCCGCGGCCUUGCUUCAAGCUGCAGCGACAAGGUUGCCUGCACAUAAAAUCCAAAAAUGGAUUUUCUUGCCGACUGUCGACAAAAGGAAAAAUUUGUAGCCCUGGUUUCACGGUGGGCAAUGCCCAAGUCUCCUUUGUCCUCGAGGUAAAACCCAAACCAAAAAAAAAAGCGCAAGGGUUAGGCUCCUUACAUUACAGGAAUUGCUUACUUAGCAUAGCUGCCCAUCUCCAGCUUGGUAAAACCUUGUGGGAUAUAAUUAAAAAUAUGUGCUCGAAGGUAGUUGGCACAGCCGACCGCGGAGCACUGAGCAUUGAGGCGCCAUAUUUUUAAAUUAUAUAAAUUCAAAAAAAUACAUCAGGCCAAAAAAUGUGGCUGCGUUAGAUAAGCAAGGACUGAGAUGGGAAUUUCAGUUCAAUAAAGCUGACUUAGAAAGUGGGGCAACUUAUAAGUUCGUCCAAGUAAAAGGAGUUUUAUAUACAAAUAAAGGGAAAAUAUUUACAGCUCCUACAGUAGUUCCUCCAACAUUUGUAUUAGGAAAUGGAAAUAAUGAAGAAAAAACUGUUAAAUGUUCACAGAACGGCAAAUUUAAAGAUAAUAUCUGUGUCUGCAAUAAAGGAUAUGCAGGGGAAGGCUGCUAUAUUUGUGAUACAGGAUAUGAAAAAAAUGAGGUUAAUAGCUGUGUUUUGAAAGAAAGCAAAAAUAUUGAUAACUUGUUUACAAAUAAUGAGGAAUCAGUCUGGGGCACCAUUUUCUACUGUUUAGGAUAUUUAGCUUUAGGACUAGCACUAUUGUACUUAAUUAAUAAAUACAGAAAGAGCAAAGGCACUCAAAAAUAUGAAAAUAUCGAAAUGGCGACUAGGAAUCAGCCUGAUGAAGAAGAAAACAUUGAUAUUCACUCAACAAGAUUUGAUAGCUUGAGAAGCAAGCCUAACAUAUUUGAUGACUAA